Molecule: messenger RNA, 1007 nt
Organism: Penaeus vannamei (Pacific white shrimp)
Lineage: Eukaryota; Metazoa; Arthropoda; Malacostraca; Decapoda; Penaeidae
Source: RefSeq, a predicted model, not a curated record
UCAAUUCGAAUUUCCAGAUUGAUGAGCGACACCGCGUGACCUUCUGCUGGCAGUACAAGGUCGGGUCAACGGCCUGGAACGCCAUGUUCGCCUACCUGCUCAACCAGACCAGCGUCAUCAAGAGGAAACCUUCUACGACAUGCGCAAGAUCAUGACAGUGAAGACCAUGAAAGAGUUCAAGAAGUCCAUGGAUUUCUACAAGUUCCUGAUCGUACGAGAGCCUCUGGAAAGACUCUUAUCGGCGUACAGGGACCGCAUCGAAGACACCUCUCACCGCUCGUGGCAGAGGGAGAACUACGUGCCUAAAAUACUCAAGGUGACGCGGCCCCAUCUGAAGAACGCCGACAUCCGCGUGAACGGGAGCCUCGCCGUCAUCCCGACCUUCAGAGAGUUCGUGGAGUACCUGCUGGUGACGCCCAUUGGGAACUACGACCCCCACUGGCACCCUUACUGGAAGCACUGCGCCCCCUGCGUCGUCUCCUUCCAGGCCAUCGGCAGGGCAGAGACACAGGCGCAGGACAUCCGGUUCAUCCUGGAGGAUUCGGGGCUGGCCAAGGAGAUUGAUAAUACGGUCCUGGAGGAGAACGCCCACCACGGCCGAGGCAGCACCCACGACCUCCUGGUGUCCUACUACUCGACUCUCGACAUCUCCACCCUCGAGAAGCUGUACCGACGCUACGAGGUCGACUACUUCAUCUUCGGCUACGACAUCCAGGUCCUCCUCGACGAGCUCCAUCCUCACAGGAACAUCUCCUUCAAGUCGAGGUUCUGAGGCGCUCGAAGUCAGACUCCCUUGGUCCGAAGUGUGUCCUCGAGGUCCUGCUUUGAACAGACCGGCGGGCGGGGCAGCGGCGUCCUUGCGAGCAGAACUGAACGGGAAAUCUUCAUGACGAAGGACGGAUGCAAGGAUGUCCCCGUGGCAGCUGCGUGCCUGGCCCUGUUAUGUAAGACUUUAAAGUAAAGUGUGUGAGAGUUAGAGCUGGGGAGGAGAAAAGAGGGGGAGGAGG